Prunus persica (peach) is the source of this 559-nucleotide messenger RNA. RefSeq names its product polygalacturonase-like. Gene Ontology annotation, biological process: carbohydrate metabolic process. The coding region runs from base 32 to 559 and encodes 175 amino acids. Lineage: Eukaryota; Viridiplantae; Streptophyta; Magnoliopsida; Rosales; Rosaceae. Gene Ontology annotation, molecular function: polygalacturonase activity. The record is from RefSeq and is a predicted model, not a curated record. The transcript is spliced from 3 exons.
CGGAUUUACCGUCUCAGCACCUAAGGAAAGCAUGAACACAGAUGGAAUUCACAUCGGUCGUUCAACUGGGAUCAACAUCACUGCCACAACCAUCGGAACUGGGGAUGAUUGUAUUUCGAUCGGUGACGGUACCAAGGACCUCACCGUGACCAACGUUACUUGCAGGCCAGGCCACGACAUAGCCAUCGGGAGCCUUGGAAGGUACCCAGAGGAAGAACCUGUGUCCGGCAUCAAUAUUCAGAAAUGCACCUUGACUGAUACAACGAAUGGUGUGAGGAUCAAAACAUGGCCUGCUUCCCCAAAAGAUAGCACUGCCUCGGAUAUUCACUUUGAGGAUAUUACCAUGGUUAAUGUUGGUAACCCUAUCCUCAUUGACAAAGAGUACUGCCCAUGGAACGAAUGCAAAAAAGGGGUUCCUUCCAAAGUUAAGAUCAGCAAUGUUAGCUUCAAGAACAUCAAGGGCACAUGUACCGACCCAGUUGCUGUGAAGCUUGCAUGCAGCCCAGGCCUGCCAUGUGAGAAUGUGGAAUUAAGUGACAUUGAUCUCAAGUACACUUGA